Messenger RNA from Gongylonema pulchrum, 1239 nucleotides. The record is from the annotation of a GenBank genome assembly. Lineage: Eukaryota; Metazoa; Nematoda; Chromadorea; Rhabditida; Gongylonematidae.
GAUGAGAAUGAUGAUGAAAGUCAUAAUGACUGGACAGUUCCUGUAUCGGAGCACGCGAAAAAUACAGUUAAUCCAAUUCGACAAAUAUGUGAUUCUUUAGUGGUAACGAAGCCAAAAAAGUUGCUCCUUCGGUUGGAUCUUGGAGAUCCCACUAUUUCCGGAGCACUACCUGCAAAUCCAGUCGCAAUUGAAGCAAUAACGGAGGCAUUAAACAGUCGAAAAUACGAAGGUUAUGGACCUGCAGUUGGUAUUUGGGAAGCCCGGGAGGCAAUUGCAAGUCAUUUCACGCAUCCCGAUGCACCAGUGCGAGCUGAUUCGGUAUUGUUAACCAGCGGCUGCUCGCAUGCCUUAAAAAUGGCUAUCGAAGCACUGGCAAAUCCUGGUGAUAAUAUCCUUGUGCCUGCGCCCGGCUUCUCUCUUUACUCAACACUGAUCAGGCCUCUCAAUAUCGAAGAGCGGCAUUAUCGCAUCGAUUUAUCAAACGGUGCACAACUGGACAUAGCUCAAUUGAAAUCGCUAGUGGACGAGCGAACGCGCGCAAUUAUCAUCAAUAACCCACCAAAUCCGACCAGCGUUGUGAUAAGUAAGGAGCAACUGGAGUCAGUGCUACGGAUUGCUUAUGAAGCAAGGAUUCCAAUCAUCGCUGACGAAGUGUACGGAACAAUGGCCUACAAUGGAGCACAAUUUUAUCCACUGGCUACCUUGAAGCCUAAAGUUCCUGUGCUUACCUGCGAUGGUAUCGCAAAGAGAUAUCUGCUGCCCGGUUGGCGACUUGGCUGGAUAAUCGUUCACAAUCGAUACGGCGCACUGACCGAAAUCCGGGAAGGCCUGGUGGCAUUAGCUCAGAAAAUCGUCGGGCCCUGCGCACUUAUCCAGGGUGCGUUGCCACGCAUUCUGCAGUGCACGGGAAUGAGCUUCUUCGAAGCAGUGAAUAAAAUUAUCAGCUGUAACGCGAAGAUCGCAUUUGAUAGUCUAAGCAGAGUGCCCGGUCUGCGCCCACUGAUGCCGAAUGGUGCGAUGUUUAUGAUUAUUGCCAUUGACAAGCAGAUCUACGGCACCGAAGAAGCAUUUGUUCAAGAUUUACUCGCUGAGGAGAGUGUGUUUUGCCUGCCGGGACGAGCGUUCUACUGUUCCGGCUGGUUUCGUCUUGUACUUGCUCACAGCCAUCGGGAUAUACGUGAAGCUUGCUCUCGGAUUGUUGAGUUCUGCUCACGACGACGAUCAGCUACCUGCCAGUGA